UACCGGUUUCGUAAGAAGUGAUGAGUGUUGAUGAACGGUUUGAGAAUUUGAUCACAAAGGGUUAUUCUCCUUAUCCACUGUGAUCGAAAGCAGUGUCUGUUCAGUUUUCAACGCACAUAUGUCACUGCUAUUCCUCUUUAUUUGUUUCGUCAGCUUUUUUGUAGCUAAUGCAGCGAUAGAGGAGGAUCCCGAUCCCUGUCCAGCUGAAUGGGAGGUACCCGAAGCGUUGCCGGAGUCCAAGAUAGAUGUUGAAAAACUUCCAUUUCCAAAACCUUUCGAACAAAUAAACGAAGCCAUGGUUGAAGAAGAGCUCGCUCGUCCUAUCGAAACAGCUGAUGAUCAGGCGCAAAGGGUAGAGCGACUUCGUUUCAAGAGGCACAGUCACAGCUACAGUGACAGUCACUGGUAAAUUAAGAAAUGUCGAGGAAGCGCCUGUGCAGUC
This is a messenger RNA of Cylicocyclus nassatus, 442 nucleotides long. NCBI's taxonomy places the organism in Eukaryota, Metazoa, Nematoda, Chromadorea, Rhabditida, Strongylidae. The record is from the annotation of a GenBank genome assembly.